Arabidopsis lyrata subsp. lyrata is the source of this 1224-nucleotide messenger RNA. RefSeq names its product putative F-box protein At3g23950. The record is from RefSeq and is a predicted model, not a curated record. Gene Ontology annotation, molecular function: protein binding. Bases 1 to 1224 code for a protein of 407 amino acids. The transcript has a single exon. Lineage: Eukaryota; Viridiplantae; Streptophyta; Magnoliopsida; Brassicales; Brassicaceae.
AUGGAUUUUCCAGAGUCGGUGACAGUGAUGGUACUGGCGAGAUUGCCGAUUAUAGACAUUGCGAGACUGAAACUGGUGUGUAGAGGAUGGAAAUUUCUCUUGGAGUCUUCCUAUUUCCGUGAUCUCUACGAAACCAUAAACCAAAGGAAACUGUCCUCAUCGUGGUCGAUCCUGUACAACGACCAAUCUUCUAAUACUGCUUUGGAAUUCUUCUGCGAGAGAUGGGGUCUUACGAAGUCACUAGGUUCUUGCGUCACACGUUUUCUGGACGAGAUGAAAGCAGCUAACAAUAACAGACGAGUGCGUAUCUUGGCUAUCACGGAAGGGUUGAUUUUGACCAAAUUCGGACCUGGGACGUUCUGUGUUGCUGAUCCUGUGUUGAGAGAAUGGAUCAAAAUCCCUCGUCAUCCUCCUUAUUCUUCUCAGGAUGAUUUACAAGGCGCAGCAAUUGUAACACACAUGAACAACGGUGAUGUCUUAGGUUAUAAGGUGGUUCGGUUUGGAGUCUCUAUCUUAGGGAUAGGAAUGAAAAGGGAUAGGCUUUGCUUUCAGAUAUAUUCGUCUGAUUUAGGCAAUUGGACUUACCACCACGUCUCUACCCAACGUCCCAUCUCCAAGCUCCUCCCAUCCAAUCCCCUUAAUUUGAAUGGUUAUCUUCAUUGGCUAUGCCGUGCAACUCAAGUAAUCUUUGCUCAUGAUUUCUAUGCUCCUACCGAGCUUUGUCGUGUCAUCGAUUUACCUCAGCGCUCUGCUAAGGGCUAUUUUAAGCAACCAGGGCAAGGAGACGAAGCCACCCUCACUAUCUCAUGUGGGUCACUCAUGUAUAUGAACACUGAUACCGGAAGACCAAACCAGCAACUCAAAAUUUGGAGGCUCAAGAACUAUAUCAGUGGCUCUUCCAAGGAAUCUUGGGAACUUUUGUGGACCCUUAGGCCUGGCCUUGAUCUCAGUGUUGGAUGUGUUCCAGUGGCAAUGCAUCCAUUCGAUAAAGAGGUCGUUUACCUCGUAACCCGCAAAACUAAUUUCUUGCAAACACAUGCCCAUCUUGUUAUAGGUAAUCUCCGCACAAAAAAGUUCCAACUCCACAAAGACUGGAAGCAAAAAACCAUGGAAUUCGGAGACUAUGAACCUCGUCUCUUUCAUCAGUUCUUGCUUCCACAACGACUUGGCUCCAUUCCUUGUCCACCUGGCUGCACUCUUGCUACACUUACCGACCAACACUAG